Messenger RNA from Aspergillus novofumigatus IBT 16806, 1441 nucleotides. RefSeq names its product H(+)-transporting V1 sector ATPase subunit C. The transcript is spliced from 6 exons. Gene Ontology annotation, biological process: proton transmembrane transport. Gene Ontology annotation, molecular function: proton-transporting ATPase activity, rotational mechanism. NCBI's taxonomy places the organism in Eukaryota, Fungi, Ascomycota, Eurotiomycetes, Eurotiales, Aspergillaceae. Gene Ontology annotation, cellular component: vacuolar proton-transporting V-type ATPase, V1 domain. The record is from RefSeq and is a predicted model, not a curated record. The coding region runs from base 137 to 1279 and encodes 380 amino acids.
UCCAUACAACCAGACCAACGUCCGCCGAGCUUCUGUCUGACUACCUCACUCCCGUUUGCUUGGGUGUGACGGCCCAUUUUAUUGUUCUUGAAAUUAUACAUCCGACUAGUCCGUCCUGUAUCGCAUAGCCGGCACCAUGUCCAAGUCAAACAAGUACCUGCUCGUCUCGCUCCCCACAUCCAUCACUCCCUCCCACCAACGCGAUGACGCUCUCGAUGCUGUUUCUGCCACGGUAUCCCCCGACAAUGGCUCCGUAGCACCCUUCCCCAUCCCGGAAUUCAAGAUCGGUACCCUCGACGCUCUGGUGCAGCAAGCCGAUGAGCUGGCGAAACUCGAAGCCUCUUGCCAAGGUGUCGUCGCCAAGGUCGGAGAUGCGUUGAAGAGCGUCCUCGAGGGAGAUGAGGGGCAGAUCGAUAAGAUGAAGACUGUCAAUGAUAAGCCCGUUGAUCAGUAUCUGAGGACAUUCUCGUGGAAUAAGUUGAUCGAUCUUCUGCAGAAGGAAGCUGCUAGUAUCGACAAUGACAUUCGGUCCAAGUACUCGCAAUACAACCAGGUGAAGAAUACGCUGGCGACUCUUCAACGCAAACAAACAGGAAACCUCUCCACCAAGUCACUCGCAUCAGUCAUUGAUCCCCGCACCCUUGUCCGCGAUUCCGAAUACAUUGAAACGCACCUCGUCGCCGUUCCCGCUCAGCAAGUGAAGGAAUUCCUCAAGACAUAUGAGACGGUGGCGCCCAUGGUCGUGCCCCGAUCCGCGACUCUCGUGGCCUCGGACGACGAGUUCACGCUCUACGCCGUUACGACGUUCAAGAAGCACAGCCCGGAGUUUGUCCACCGGUGUCGUGAGAACAAGUGGAUCCCGCGCGAAUUCAAGUACGUAGAAGGUGGGAAGGAAGAAGAGAAAAAGGAGGUCGAGCGCGUGGGCGGGGACGAGCGCAAGCUCUGGGGUGAGACCCUUCGGCUUGGACGGACAGCGUGGAGUGAGGCCGUGAUGGUUUGGAUUCAUGUGCUUGUUCUGCGGGUGUUUGUUGAGACCGUGCUGCGGUAUGGUCUGCCGCUGGAUUUCGUCUGCACGAUCAUCAGGACGCAAUCCUCGAAACAUGCCGACAGGGCUAAACGGAACCUCGAUGAGAAAUACUCGUAUCUCGCCGGAAAUGCCUUUGGGCGAGACAAGAAGGGACGGGUCAAGCGAGACGACCCUCACGAGAUGCAGGCGGGCGCAGAAGGCGGAGGCGCCGAGUACACUGCGUAUGUGUACUACGAGUUUGAAUUCAAUUGAUGGCUGGAUGAAGCACUACGCUCCUGGUUUUGUCUCCCUUGUUCUUAUUUGUUGGUACUAUACACUACCCCAUUGAAUAGCGUACAUAUACACUUCUGUAUCAUUUCGCAUCUCUGAUCCUUAUAUGUAAAUUUUUUAUAUGUACAAAUCACUGGCAAGGAC